AUGCCAAGCCCUUCAGGAGAUAAUACUGGAUCAACAGAGAAUUCUCGUGUUAUACGAGUUCGCGAUUUACCAAUCUAUUACGAUUCAAAAGCUGACGAUGAUUUUCGUUAUGCACCACGCGUAGGUGAUGAUCAAAAAAAGUCAACGAAUAAUAGUUGGCUUUAUUCGUCUAUUAGUCAAACACGACAAUCAUUACAACAAUUAUGGAAUGAUAAUAAGGGUUUACGCUUAAGAAUUACUCGUGGACUAGAAACAGGGGAAGCUCAUAGUAAAGCUACAAUUGAUUAUAUUCGUGAUGAUCAAACAUUUCUUCCCAAAGUUGGUGUUGUUACAAUUGCUGGUCUCGGUGGUCUUCUUCUUGGUCACAAGAGCGGUCCUAUACGAAAAACAUUUUAUUCAUCCGUUGCCGUUGCUGUUGCACUCAGUGCUUGUUAUCCAAAACAAUCAGCAAACUUACUCGAUCAAGUUUGCAUUCGAAUUAAAAAUGAAUCAAAAAAUUUAUUCGAUAGCAAAUCAAAUUCGAGUUUGCCAUCAGUUUUAGCUAAUAAAGAUCGUGUCUUACAUACAGCAAAAACUCAGAAUGAACCUAUCGCGAAUGUUAAAGGUGAUUAUGGACAAGGUACACCAGCUGAUCAGCAUUUAUACACCACACGUGGCAGUGCUAAUCCAACAUUGUUGGAUGCAGAAAAGAAACUUUAA
Messenger RNA from Rotaria socialis, 699 nucleotides. Lineage: Eukaryota; Metazoa; Rotifera; Eurotatoria; Philodinida; Philodinidae. The record is from the annotation of a GenBank genome assembly.